This is a messenger RNA of Oppia nitens, 6407 nucleotides long. RefSeq names its product plexin-A2-like (gene PlexA). Gene Ontology annotation, molecular function: protein binding; semaphorin receptor activity. Gene Ontology annotation, biological process: regulation of GTPase activity; semaphorin-plexin signaling pathway involved in axon guidance; negative regulation of cell adhesion. Bases 329 to 6223 code for a protein of 1964 amino acids. Gene Ontology annotation, cellular component: semaphorin receptor complex. NCBI's taxonomy places the organism in Eukaryota, Metazoa, Arthropoda, Arachnida, Sarcoptiformes, Oppiidae. The record is from RefSeq and is a predicted model, not a curated record. The transcript is spliced from 10 exons.
UUUGGACACCAUUUAUGUGAUGUUGACUAUUGAGUGUUGACUGGAGUGCUGUUUGUGUGACUGAAUGUAUGUAUUGCUUGUAUCGCUUGUAUUGGUUGUACUGACUGUGUGUUCGUAUGUUUUCAAGCAAUAGUCAGAGCACUGACUCAAUGUAUGUGUUGUUGAUUUGAGUGGCGUUUAGUCAUUGAGUUUACAUUUUGAGUGUCGGAGUCAUUGUCUGUGAAAUCGGUGGACAACACCUCCUAAGUCAUCGGCCAAAUCAUGUCUUAAGCCAACUAUCAUUAAACUGUACGACCAGAUCGUUGUCAUUGUAUACYAGUGCUCAAAGAUGGCGAUCAAUAGAGGCUGUUGUAGUGGUCAGCCGAUGUUGACAGUCAUAUCUGUGCUGACAUUWUGGACAUUGUUGUGUGCCGUCAAUAUAGUGGUCAAUGGCCAUAAUGGUCAUCACAAGGACAGUCCUAAGUCCAACUAUACCUACUUUGAGGAACGCAAUACUGAUCUAUAUUUCUCACAUUUAACUGUUAAUACUUAUACGGGUCAGGUAUAUGUUGGAGGUGUCAAUAGGAUAUACCAAUUUUCACCACAUCUUGUUCCCGAAGCCGUAGUUUUUAUGGGACCUGAGGAGGACAGUGCCGAUUGUCCGGUGACCAGAAACUGUCCGAAUGUAGUGAAAAAGCCAACCAUUUAUUACAACAAAGUGCUGGUCAUAGACUAUACUCAAUCGCGACUCAUAUCGUGCGGCUCUCUAUUUCAAGGUGUCUGUGCUGUCCAUAAACUUGAUAAUGUGUCACAAUUUGACUCAUCGGCUACCGAAUCGGUAGUUGCCAACAAUGCCACGGCUUCGACUGUCGCAUUUAUAGCACCGGGACCUACAAAAUCACCAAAACAUGUACUAUAUGUGGGCGUAUCCUACACGGCUAACGGGCCUUAUCGGUCGGAUGUACCGGCCGUCAGUUCCCGAUCACUCGACCCGAAUGCAAUGUUCACGAUUGCGGCUACGGGUGUGACCACUGGUACACGAUUGUUGAUAAACUCAUUGGCCAGAGAUCGCUAUCCCAUAAGCUAUGUAUAUGGCUUUCAAUCACGUGGUUUCUCCUAUUUCUUGACCAUACAGAAGAAGAGUGCCGAAGCUUCGCGACCAUUCAUAUCAAAAUUGGUGCGAAUCUGUCAAAAGGAUGCCGACUACUACUCAUAUACCGAAGUGCCCAUUAUUUGUCGGACAACACAUGACAACAAUGAGUACAACUUAGCUCAGGCAGCUUUUGUUGGUAAACCCGGAUCAGAGUUGGCCACUUCAUUGGGUAUUACAGCACAGGACGACAUAUUAUUUAUAGCGUUUGCCAAAUCAAAGGAUGAGUCGGAUGUUUUUAAUAAGCCGUCGGCCAAUUCAGCCCUAUGUGUCUAUGCGUUGUCAGCCAUUCAUCGAAAGUUUACCCAAAAUAUUCAACACUGUUUCAAUGGAAAUGGCAAUCAAGGACUAGACUUUAUUAAUAUCAUUCAAACUUGUGUUCCCACUCAAGUUCAAAUCAAUGAUGACUUUUGUGGUAUGGAUGUUAAUACACCAUUGGGUGGAUCAAUGGCCAUUGAGGCCGCACCAGUGCUUACCUACAAUAAUAUACUGCUGACAUCGGUGGCCGCCACUUCAACACAUGAUUACACAGUUGUAUUUUUGGGGACCGAAAGUGGACAUUURAAAAAGGCAGUGGUAGAGUCGAGUCUGAAUGCAUUUGAGUUCUCCGACAUUGUUAUAGAGGAAGGAAGUGCUGUCAAUGCCGACAUGUAUUUCGUUGAUCUUAAUAACAAAAACUAUUUAUACGUAAUGACCACAAGGAGAGUCACAUUAGUCAAAGUACAGGAGUGUCAGGUGUAUCGCACAUGUAGUGAAUGUCUCGGAGCCCGUGACCCGUACUGUGGUUGGUGUUCAUUAGAAAACAAGUGUUCACUUAGGAGUGAUUGUGCUGAGGCGGCUCAGGACCCGCUCUAUUGGUURUCAUACAAAAGCGGGAAAUGCACGACCAUUACUCACGUCCAUCCGCCACAAAUACAGAGGACAACUGCCAGAACUCUAUCUCUGGUGAUCGAUAACCUGCCUGUACUGGAGGGUCAGUUCUUCUGUGCGUUUACAGCGGCAGCCAAGACUCAGAUAACWAAUGCCAGCCGUUCUGCAAAUGGUGUCAGUUGUCCGACACCACCGACUGACUCAUUACCACCAAUAUCUCCCGGACAGCAUCAUUUCACUGCAAAACUAUCUGUGCGUAUGAAAGUUGGUCCCGACUUUGUCGCCACAAACUUUACAUUUUACGACUGUAGUUCAUACCAGAGUUGUACAGCAUGUGUGUCCAGUCCAUUCCCGUGCGAUUGGUGUGUGGGUGGACACCGAUGCACACACGACACGGGCGAGAACUGUCGCAAUGAUAUUUUAGUCACUGGCAUAUCAUCWGUAGGUCCGAGCAUACGAUCGGGUCCCGGUUUUUGUCCGCGUAUUAAUGCUACCGCUGGUGGAACUACUGAAGUACUGGUGCCGAGCGGUAUCUCCAAACGCAUUCAAGUGAAGGUCGAUAACAUUCCUCAGUUCAUUGUGUCGACACGUUUUGUCUGUCAGUUUAAUAUCGAGGGUAGAGUCAAACAAGUAAACGCACAACUCUUGGGAGACACCAUCUAUUGCGAAGGUCUUGAGUUCUCAUAUCUCGGUACUCAACCUAAUAUUACCUCAUUGUUUGCUGUCAUUUGGGACGGUAGUAAACCACUGGACAAUCCCGAGAACAUUCAUGUGUUGAUUUACCGAUGCCAAGGAAUGGCACCUAAUUGUGGAUUUUGUUUGGAACUACAAGAAAAGUAUGGUUGCGGAUGGUGUCAGGACACAGACACUUGUCAAGUGCAGGAACAAUGUCGUCAUCACAACACAUUGUGGCUCAAUAGACAACAAAUAUGUCCCGAUCCGAAAAUUUUGGAUUUUUAUCCAAAGUCAGGUCCCUGGGAAGGUGGCACUAAUGUUACUAUUGAAGGCAUCAAUUUAGGACGUACUUUUGAAGAUAUUUCUACCGGUGUAGGCAUUUCACAUGAAGUCAACGGACAUACAGUCGGUGUUGUCAAUUGUAAUCCUUAUCGAGAAGAGUACGUAAAGACAGCAAAAAUCAAAUGUAAUGUCCAAAGCCCUCGCAAUAUGACAACCGGAAUGCAGGCACAGUUAGGCUCUAUUUCGGGUCCUAUUAUUGUCAAAGUGCUCAAUGAUUUUGUGGCCAAAUCAAAGGAGUUUUAUGUGUUUGUUAAUCCAAAAAUCUUAACCAUAUCUCCCAGUAAAGGACCGAUGUCUGGUGGGACUCGACUUUAUAUUGAAGGACUUAAUAUGGACGCCGGUUCACGAGCUGAGGCUUUCUUGGGUAGUCUUUCUUGUAAUGUCACUCGACGUACACUCAAUUUAGCCGAAUGUAUAACAAGUGCUCGACAUAUGCCGGGAGAAGAGAAAGUGAGGGUCAAGUUCGACAAUGGACUCCGAUUUUUCGAUUAUUACAAUUAUCUUUACGUCGAAGAUCCACGAAUUAAUUCUGUCGAAUCAGGUUCGGGAGGAAAUAGAGGUGAAGCACGUGGUAUACCUUCCGGUGGUAUUACUAUAUCAGUUAAAGGCGAACAUCUUAAUAUAAUACAAAAACCACAGAUGUAUGUCGAAGUGGAUGACGAAAAAUUUGUCAGUAACUGUACACCCAUUUCUGCUGUUGAAAUGAAAUGCGAGAGUCCGUACGUUCCCACAGAAAAUAUGGAGUUUUCCGAUGACCGAGAAUUUGUUGAACUUGACUUCGGCUUUAUUAUGGAUGCCGUCAAAUCUGUAAUGGGUUUGAGUACUCGAAAAUGGAACCCAUUCUCUAAAUUCCGAAUGUAUCGCAACCCUGUAUAUCAUCCAUUCACUGAAGACAAUGGCAUAAAAUAUUAUCGAAGCGAAUAUCUCACUAUAAAUGGCAAGAAUCUUGAUGGCGCUUCUCAAGAGUCCGAUGUCACCGUUUGGAUUGGCACAAGUACUUGCAAUGUGACAUCACUAUCACGUUUGCAGCUUACAUGCCGUCCUCCGGCAAUUCAACCACAAUCAGGCAAAAGUUCGGAAUCAAUUCCUGAAGUGAUUGUAAGUGUUGGCGGAAGACUUAAUUUUACGAUCGGAAAACUAAGUUAUGACUCGGCGUCGCCUCCAUAUGAACCACUUCAACAACAUUUACUUAUUAUAGUGAUUGUUGGCAUUUGUAUACUAUUUUUAAUUGUCGUCUUUAUACUAAUACUCUAUCGAAGAAAGUCAACAGAAAGUAGUCGUGUAUUAAAGACAAUGCAGGAACAGAUGGAUGUCCUUGAGUUAAGAGUUGCCUCUGAAUGUAAAGAAGCUUUUGCUGAAUUACAAACUGAAAUGACUGAUCUGACAAGUGAUUUGACUGUCGGUGGUAUUCCAUUCCUUGAUUAUCGCAUGUAUACAAUGAAAGUGUUGUUUCCUAACAUUGAGGACCAUCCAGUGCUAAGAGAUAUGCAAAUGGAUCCAACAAAGAGAGUAUAUGUCGAGAAAGGACUUCGAUAUUUCGGUCAAUUAGUGAUGAAUAAGACGUUUCUAUUGCUAUUCAUUCGGACACUUGAAUCUAAUCGUUACUUUUCUAUGAGAGACAGAGUAAAUGUGGCCUCACUUAUAAUGGUUACACUUCAGGGAAAGAUGGAGUAUUGCACUGAUAUAUUGAAGACAUUGUUAGCUGAUUUGAUUGAGAAGUGUAUCGAAGGCAAGAGUCAUCCGAAACUAUUGUUACGACGAACUGAAUCAGUAGCAGAAAAGAUGUUAAGUUCAUGGUUUACAUUCUUAUUAUACAAGUUUCUUAAGGAGUGUGCCGGGGAUCCACUGUUUCUUCUUUAUCGGGCUAUCAAACAACAGGUUGAUAAGGGACCGGUAGAUGCAGUCACUUCAGAAGCCCGGUAUUCACUAUCAGAAGAGAAAUUAAUUCGACAACAGAUUGAGUAUAAAGUAAUCACCGUUUAUGUAUCGAUGUCACCACAAACGGCAUACAUGUCUGGAUUGGAUCAACUUUUACAAGCGGACAGUAUGGAGACACCCGUCAAAGUGUUAGAUUGUGAUACCAUAAGCCAAGUCAAAGAAAAGUCUUUAGACUCUAUUUAUCGUAGUAUUCCAUAUUCACAGCGUCCACUCAAAGAAGAUCUGGAUCUUGAGUGGCGAACCGGUCAGUCCGGUCGACUUAUACUGUCUGAAGAGGAUCAGACCACCAAACAAGAGGGUGAAUGGAAGCGCUUAAAUUGUUUGGCCCACUAUAAGUGUUCUGACGGCUCGUCACUAACAUUAGUGCCUAAACAGAGCUCAAUGUAUAACAUUCAUUCAAUUUUGUCUGAAAAGAUGGACAAAUCACACAAAUACGAGACAUUAAAUUUCGGUUUUAAUAAAGCCUCCUCACCGCCCCUCAGUCGGGCUACAUCWCCUCUCAAUCAUGAUUUGGAAAAUGGUUACAAAUAUUGGCAUUUAGUCAAACAUCACGACAAUGACAAUAGCAAAGAAGGAGAGAGGACUAAUAAAAUGGUAUCUGAAAUAUAUUUGACACGUCUUUUAGCCACAAAAGGCACUCUACAAAAGUUUGUGGACGACCUCUUUGAAACCAUCUUUAGUACCGCACAUCGGGGUUCAGCACUGCCUUUAGCCAUCAAAUAUAUGUUUGACUUUCUUGACGAUCAGGCCCUUAAUCACGGAAUCACUGAUUCUGAAGUGGUUCAUACAUGGAAGUCAAACAGUUUGCCUCUCAGGUUUUGGGUUAAUCUCAUUAAAAACCCAAACUUUGUAUUUGACAUAAACAAAUCAAAUAUAGUCGACUCAUGUCUAUCGGUGGUCGCACAAACAUUUAUGGACGCCUGUUCCACAUCUGACCAUCGAUUGGGAAAAGACUCGCCAAGUAGUAAACUCUUGUACGCCAAAGACAUCCCUAUUUACAAGGAUUGGGUCGAAAGAUACUAUCAAGACAUUCAACACAUGCCUGCUAUCAGUGAUCAGGACAUGAAUGCAAUGCUUGCUGAAGAGUCGAGGCAACACGCGCACGAAUUCAAUACAAAUGUGGCACUCCAUGAACUAUACAGUUAUGCCUUCAAAUAUAAUGAACAGUUAAUGCAAACACUAGAAGAGGACGAGUUUUCACGAAAGAAYAAGUUGUCGUGGAAACUGGAACAGGUCCACCAAAUUAUGACCGGAGAGUCAGAUCCAUAAGCCAUACCAUUCAUUACCAUAAAACUAUUAUAACAUCCCCUCUUUCAUACCAAAAUCAACACAUGUGUCAAACGCAUCGCAGCAUUUGAUUAAUUUUUGUCAAAUCAAAAUCUAUUUUCUAGUUUUACUACUUUAUACAUACCAUUCAUAUCAUAAAAAUAAUUAAUUUUGUUUAUAUUAUAAU